This is a messenger RNA of Aspergillus aculeatus ATCC 16872, 330 nucleotides long. Its product is annotated as DASH complex subunit DAD1. Gene Ontology annotation, cellular component: DASH complex; mitotic spindle; mitotic spindle pole body. The record is from RefSeq and is a predicted model, not a curated record. The transcript has 3 exons. NCBI's taxonomy places the organism in Eukaryota, Fungi, Ascomycota, Eurotiomycetes, Eurotiales, Aspergillaceae. The coding region runs from base 1 to 330 and encodes 109 amino acids.
AUGUCAACGACGCCCGGCGCAAAGUCCCGCUCCAUAACCCCGACAGUCUUCGAGCAGCAACGGGCAGAACUCGUAAGAGAAAUCGCCGUGGGCAUGGAGCAAGUUCUCCAGAAUAUGAAUCGGCUCAAUCGGAACUUGGAGAGCAUCAUCUCUGUGGGGAAUGAGUUUGGCUCCGUCGAGGCCCUGUGGUCGCGGUUUGAGAAUUUCAUGGGCCAGCCGGCUGAGGGGACGGAGGCUCCGGAUCGGCGGAACGAGGGGGGGCAGCAGCAGGAGGAGAAGGAGGCGCAGAGUGAGCUUCGCGAUGAGGAGAUGAAGGAUGCUGAGGCUUGA